AUGAAACCCGGUGCUAUGGCCCUGAUGUGCCUGAUGCUGGCUGCCGUGUGGCUACAGGAUGUAGACAGCAAGAGCCUGCAUGGGGUCUCCUCUAGCUGCUGUUUGGAAACCUUGAAGAAACAGCUUCCCCUGAAGACUAUCAUGUGUUACAAAGAGAUGAGCCCCACCUGUUCUUACUCAGCUGUGAUAUUCAGGCUGAAGAAAGGUAGAGAAACCUGUGCCUUAACCAACGUCAUGUGGGUUCAAGAUUACCUAAAGAAGGUGAACCCCUGCUUAACUGAGGUCAAGAGAAGCUACCUUUCCACCCCAGUACCAGAGACUCCAGCUUCACUCAGCCCUUGA
Arvicanthis niloticus (Nile rat) is the source of this 342-nucleotide messenger RNA. RefSeq names its product C-C motif chemokine ligand 1 (gene Ccl1). Gene Ontology annotation, molecular function: chemokine activity; CCR chemokine receptor binding. Gene Ontology annotation, cellular component: extracellular region. Gene Ontology annotation, biological process: antimicrobial humoral immune response mediated by antimicrobial peptide; positive regulation of GTPase activity; positive regulation of cell migration. NCBI's taxonomy places the organism in Eukaryota, Metazoa, Chordata, Mammalia, Rodentia, Muridae. The record is from RefSeq and is a predicted model, not a curated record.